Lactuca saligna is the source of this 2031-nucleotide messenger RNA. The record is from the annotation of a GenBank genome assembly. Lineage: Eukaryota; Viridiplantae; Streptophyta; Magnoliopsida; Asterales; Asteraceae.
AUGGGAAGGCUCUCUACAAAGCUCGCUACCUUGGCUCACCUCAUCUACCAACGAUCUCGACUCAUCUCUUUUAGCCGGAAUGAAAUCCUAAAAAAGUGUCUCAACCUCCCUGUGUUUGAAAUAGAUGGUGAAACAUGCUUGGGUGUUGUUGAGGUGGUGACGACUUCCCAGAAAGUCAACCUCCGGGAUGAACUCGAAAAGAUCUGUAAAGCUCUACAGGGUGACAAGUCAUAUUGGUACCAACAAUUCAUUCCCAUGCUGCCCUGUAUCCUCUCUGCUGAUGAUGAACAAAGCAAAAGUCGACUACAAGUUUUUAUCUGGGCAUUGCUUGCUGUUAGAUCCCAGUUUGGGAUGUUGGAUGAUGGUGCUCGGAUUCAUGUUAUUCCUCAUUUGUUCCGUGAAGCAGUUGACUGUGGUUUCAGAUGGUUAUGUGAUUUUCAGGUUUCAGAUGAGGUUAAAUAUUUAAGAAAUAGUCGUGCCGAGCAAACAAAACAAGUUGCUGAGUUUCAUGUUAGAAUGAAUGAAAUUAUAUCUUCUGAUUUGAAUCAACGGAGAGCUUUUGAAGAUGAUAUACACAGUAGCUUAAGUUCUAUUCUUGCCUCAUAUGAUAGCAUAGGAGCUUCCUUUCCUCACAGCCAUGUGAGUGAAGAAGUAGCUGCAAUCUGUGAUGCCAAGUUAAAAAGUUCAGACAUACAGGCUGUAGUUUUAUUUAUUUAUUUUCCUCACAGCCAUGUCAGAGUAGUAGUAGAAGUGAUGGUUAAGCAGAACAAUGUUUUCCCAAACAAGGAGAUGCAAUGGCAACAAAAGGUUGUUAAAGUAUUUCCAAGGCCAGCUGUAUCACUUUGUCCUCAGGUUCAUUGUGAAACCUCAAAGUACAACAUGAAACUUAGGGAGGACCGUGGAUUUUCUUUUGAAGAGUUGAAGGUGAACCCCGAUAUGGUAUUACAGCUUGAAAAUGUUGGCCUGAGUUUUACAGGAAAAGGUGAAAGUAGCCAGCAACUUUUAAGAAUAUCAAGAUCAUAUAGGGUACACCAAGCUGCUGCAACAGCCUAUGGUGCCUUGUGUGCAGUCUUAUGUUCACUCCUUAUUGGGUCAAAUGGAAGACAAAACCAUGUAAUUCUUGGAAAUUUAGUUGAUAGAUUUAUAGGAUGGGCAUUGUCAUUGUUUAGCAAUAUUAAUGUUGGUGAUGGGAUAGUGGAACUUGCAGCAGAAGGUCUUCAUGAAUUCCUCAAUGUUGCAGAAGGUCUUAAUGCUGAUUAUUUCUUCGGAUCAAGUUUAGCCGAAAGUUCUACCUAUGCAGAUUUAAAGGUUGAAGUAAUACUUGAUAAGUCUAUGAAGAUCAAUAACAUUACAGAUGCCAAAAUUGAAGCCACACUAUUUGAUAUCAAUACCAAUGAGGGUUCCAAUCUGCUAUCAACUAACGUGGCCAGUUUAGAGCUUCAGCAGCCCCCUCAUUUUCCUUUAGGGUUUCAUGGGUAUCAAUUAGAAGGAAAACUGAAAAAUCCCAAGCUUUGGUCUGCAGAGCAACUAAAUCUGUAUACAUUAGUUGUCACCCUGAAAGAUGCAUCAGGCAACAUUAUCGACUGUGAAUUAUGUCUAAGUAGGCAAGGAGGGGGUUACUCAAGGAAAAUUCAAAUGGUAGCAAAUAUUGGGCAUAUGGAGGAUCUGCUAGAAGGAUUAGAGAUUGCAGCUAAGCUUCUAUCUAAGACUUCACGCCAAGGACUUGAUGAAUUAAAGAUAUCAUAUUUUGGCAUGGCUAGAAGCUUUGAGGAAACGAGACUCAAGCAAAAGACCUGGACCAGAUCUGUUGGUGUUUCAUGGAUAUCGAGAGAAAAAAGAUUAAGGCGAGAUGAAGACAUGUCACCGGAGCAAGGUCGUAAGAGUGGUAAGGUUACGGUGGUAGAGGUUGUUUUCGUCGAAGGUAAAUGGCAAUACCGGAGGUCGGUGGUUGGUGGCGACAGAAAGUCGCCGAAUAUAAAAGGAAGAAUGAAGAGAUGUUUGAUGAAACAGAGGGAGAAUGAAGUUUUGUAG